AUGACAGAAUCAAACGUCACUGUGACGGAAUUUGUAUUCCUGGGGCUCUCGUCUCAGCCAGAGAUACGGCUUAUCCUUUUUAUCAUGUUCUUAUUCUUCUAUGUAUUAACGGUGGCUGGGAAUAUCAUCAUCAUCACGCUUAUCCGGUUAGAACCCCAUCUCCACACACCCAUGUAUUUCUUUCUCACCAAUUUAUCCUUCCUGGACAUUUGCUACACGUCCACCAACGUGCCACAGAUGCUGUCCAACAUGGUGGGGAAGAAGACCAUCUCGUUCUCUGGCUGUGCUACUCAGAUGUAUUUCUCCCUCUCCUUUGGGAUGAUUGAAUGUGUUCUCUUAGGGGUCAUGGCAUAUGACAGAUAUGUAGCAAUUUGCCAUCCUCUUCAUUAUACUGUUAUUAUGGACCAAAACACCUGUGUCCAACUGGCAGCCAUUUCUUGGUCCAGCAGCUUCCUGAGUUCCAUGGUUAUCAAUAUUCUCACGUUGAGUCUGCCCUACUGUGGACCCAAUAUCCUGAAUCACUUUUUUUGUGAGGUCCCUUCUGUCCUGCGAUUGGCUUGCACAGACACCUUACUGACUGAGUUGGUUGUUUUCGUCUUCAGUAUCAUCAUUGUCUUCAUUCCUUUCUUCCUCAUCGUUGUGUCCUAUGUCAGGAUCCUUCAGUCUGUCCUCAGGAUGGGGUCAGCUUCUGGGAGGCAAAAGGCACUGUCCACAUGUGCCUCCCAUCUGACAGUGGUGGCCUUAUUCUAUGGAACUGCCAUCUUCAUGUACAUGAGACCUCAGUCAAAGUCCUCCAGGGCAGGGGGUAAGAUCAUUGCUGUGUUUUAUACUGUGAUCACACCCAUGCUCAAUCCCUUGAUCUAUAGCCUAAGGAACCAAGAUGUAAAAAAAGCUUUCAGGAGAGCUAUUGGCAAGCAGAGGAUCUGA
Messenger RNA from Echinops telfairi (small Madagascar hedgehog), 927 nucleotides. Its product is annotated as putative olfactory receptor 2W6. The record is from RefSeq and is a predicted model, not a curated record. The transcript has a single exon. Gene Ontology annotation, cellular component: membrane. The coding region runs from base 1 to 927 and encodes 308 amino acids. Gene Ontology annotation, molecular function: G protein-coupled receptor activity; olfactory receptor activity. Lineage: Eukaryota; Metazoa; Chordata; Mammalia; Afrosoricida; Tenrecidae. Gene Ontology annotation, biological process: G protein-coupled receptor signaling pathway.